AUGGCACCCAAGAAGCAAAUGGUCCUCAAGUUGACCUCCUUCCGCUACAAGAAGGAGGGAAUCUCUGAGAAAGAAUUCCACGAAUACGCCAGCAAGUCGCAUGCCCCUAAAGCAGCCAUCGUACAGGCUCGCCAUGGCGCCAUCAAAGUGUGCCAGUACCACACUCCAAGCGCCAGCAAGAGGCUUAUCACUGAGAAGAUCCCUUGGGCCGUACGUCCAGGCUGGGAGAUCGAAGAUCACGACAUCAUGGUGUGUGUGUACGUGCCGAAUGCGGAGACAGCACAGGCGAUUGUGACAGACCCAGACUUCCAGAGCCUCGUGGCUGGAGAGGACGAGAUCUGUGACCAGACCCGUGCCAAGUUGACUGCGGGGUGGGAGGAGGUGUUCGUGGAGGAUGGCAAGGUGGUCGAGGCCGACUAUGGUACAUUUGAAGAGCUCACUAGCCUUGGCCAUGAUAGCAAGCCUACUUCGGCUCCCGAGGGCAUCCGCAUCUAAAAGGGAAAUAGAGAAGAUAGCAUCAAAUACCUAGUUAGCUCCACCAAUAAGAUACGUGUGUGAUUUGUACUAUUUGUGGGACCAGCUGGGCCAUAGACUGCGUAAAGUGAGGACCUGGGGUUGCAGCUUACCCUGCUCGGAAAAUACAUCAGUGUGGAGUAAGUGGUGCCUGUCUAUAACUCAAUGGAAUUAAUAUGCAUUUUAUCCCCUUUCUAUCGCCUUCUGCUGUACUAAUUAAGUGAAUCAUCGUUGGUGAUAAGAAUGCACUCAGUGUGCUCCCCUUUUGGGUUUAGCGCUGACACAAUGCAUCAUGCUAAUUUAGAGAGUUUUAGACACCUUUCAACCACGCGGAGUUGGGCCCUUCUAAAUGCCAAACUGUAACUGUAAGUCAGCAUCCAAAUGGAGACUUUAUGGGAUGAUUAUGAAAUGUAAUUGGAAGAAGAAGACCAAGUGGAUCCAUCACUGCG
Aspergillus piperis CBS 112811 is the source of this 962-nucleotide messenger RNA. Its product is annotated as EthD domain-containing protein. The coding region runs from base 1 to 495 and encodes 164 amino acids. The record is from RefSeq and is a predicted model, not a curated record. NCBI's taxonomy places the organism in Eukaryota, Fungi, Ascomycota, Eurotiomycetes, Eurotiales, Aspergillaceae. The transcript is spliced from 2 exons. Gene Ontology annotation, molecular function: oxidoreductase activity.